CCGCGGCCGCCCGGGUCCGCCCGGGUCCGCCCGGGUCCGCCCGCCUCUCCAGCACCCCGCCGGGAGGAACAGCUCCCGAGCAGUUCGCAGCUCCGCAUCCGAGAGGGAAACACAGCCGGAGAGGCGCGGAGGGGAGAGGAGAGCAGCGAGCAGCUCUGGGUUACUGAAACCAGUACAGGAGCUGCCAGGACAAACUGAGCUUUUGCCAAAAAUAGCUCUUUCAGGGUUAGGCUUUUUUUUUUUUUUUUCCUUUCUUGUAGUCGAGCGCCCAGCAGAAGUGCCCCAGCCCCAGCGCACACCCAACCUGUCGGCCUGAGGGGCAGCUGAAGCAGCCAGAGCAGAAUGUACCAGGGACACAUGCAGGCAGUAGGUGAAACCUUGAAGAAAAAGUGGCUCUGUCUUCAAAAAAGUGACCUGACCUUUGCUUUGGGCAAAGGCGCUAGGGCGGCCGAUAAGGCUGUGGCCAUGGUGAUGAAGGAGAUUCCGAGGGAGGAGUCUGCAGAAGAAAAGCCCCUCCUCACUGUGGCAUCACAGGGGUGCAGAAGCCAAAAGGAAGCAGAAUCAAGUGAAAAACUGGUGAAUGAGCAACAGGAAAGCAGACCCCUCCUGAGCCCCUCCAUUGACGACUUUCUCUGUGAAACUAAACCAGAAGCUGUUGCAAGGCCUGUAACAUCGAACACUGCAGUAUUAUCAGCAGGUCUGGAUCUCCUGGAUCUUAGUGAACCUGUCUUACAAACCCAAAACAAAGCAAAGAAAUCAGAGAAUCCAUCAAGAAGUGAAGGCUUAAAAGCUUCAACUCACAGAAAGAAGACAGACAAUCCUGACCUUAUCAGUGUGGAUUCUGAGCAGAAAGUCCAGGCUGCCAGAGUUGCAGACAAGUCUUCACUAGAUUUUGUUGAUAUUCAUCAUCCAGAGAAAUGGGAUGAUGUCAGUUUUCAUGGAGACAGGAGUAGCAAGGUCCACCCUUCUGCAGAGCGAAUAUCAUCAUCAUCAUCUAGAGCUCCAUCAAAGGAGAUUUUAUGGUCCACAGAAAACAGAUCACAGUCUGAGCUGACUAAUGUCAAGAGUGCCUUGGACUCUGAUUCUACAUCAGAAUUAGAACUUGCACCUGCAAUACAGGCACGAUCAACUAGGGAGCAGCGUUGGGGAGCACCUCUUCUUUCCAGAAAUCACUCCUUGGAAGAGGAAUUUGAAAGAGCAAAGGCAGCUGUUGAGUCAGACACAGAGUUUUGGGACAAAAUGCAAGCAGAAUGGGAAGAAAUGGCUCGCAGAAACUGGAUUUCAGACAACCAGGAAACACCAGGGCAAGUCACCAUCUCAACCAUUGAGAAGGGUUAUUAUUUCCAUACUGAGAAUCCCUUCAAAGACUGGCCUGGUGCUUUUGAGGAAGGACUGAAAAAAAUGAAAGAAGGUGACCUUCCUGUUACAAUCUUGUACCUGGAGGCUGCUAUUCUACAAGAACCCAACGAUGCAGAGGCCUGGCAGUUCCUGGGUAUAACACAGGCAGAGAAUGAAAAUGAGCAGGCAGCAAUUGUCGCCCUCCAAAGGUGCUUGGAACUACAGCCAAACAAUCUAAAAGCUCUGAUGGCCCUGGCUGUAAGUUAUACCAACACUGGCCAUCAACAGGAAGCCUAUCAAGCUCUGAGAAACUGGAUAAAGCAAAAUCCAAAAUACAAGUAUAUAGUGAGAAGCAAAAAAGGGUCCCCAGCGCUUAACAGGAGGAUGUCUAAGACAGCAGAUGAAAGCUCAUUACUCGAAGAAGUAAAGGACUUGUACCUAGAGGCUGCUCACCAGAAUGGUGAUAUGAUAGACCCUGACCUGCAGACAGGACUUGGAGUUCUUUUUCACCUGAAUGGAGAAUUUAACAGAGCAAUAGAUGCAUUUAGUGCUGCUUUAACUGUUCGACCAGAGGACUAUACGUUAUGGAACCGUCUUGGAGCGACCUUGGCAAACGGGGAUCGCAGUGAAGAAGCUGUCGAGGCCUAUACACGCGCUCUGGAAAUACAGCCUGGCUUCAUUAGGUCCAGAUACAAUUUAGGGAUAAGCUGCAUCAACCUAGGGGCAUACAGAGAGGCUGUCAGCAAUUUUCUCACUGCUCUCAGUUUACAAAGAAAAAGCAGGAAUCAACAACAGGUUCCCCACCCUGCUCUAUCAGGCAAUAUUUGGUCUGCACUUCGGAUUGCUCUGUCUAUGAUGGACCAGCCAGAACUAUUUCAAGCUGCCAACGUGGGUGAUCUAGACAUUCUCUUAAGAGCUUUUAAUCUAGAGCCGUAAUAAAAAUAUCCACAAAUUGAUUAAAUUGUAUUAGGAAACAGAACUUUUUUAUUACUCAUCCCCAAAUGACCACAUUUUCCAAUAGAUCAUGACUGUAGAUCAGUAGGGGAAUUAUUUCAGACGUUAUUCGAAAAGGAAAAGUUCAAAAGCACAAAAAUACUGUAAAUAAAUUCAAAUUCAAAUGAUUGAAAUGAGCUGUGGUAAUCUGACAAAGCCCUGAAUUAGAUGAAAUAGGAAUUUCUGAAGAACCUUCAUCCCAUGCAAGCUAUAUCUUUCUAUAUAUACACAGCUUUACAAAAAAAUGUAUACUAAGAACAAACCUAGAUAAUGGCUAUUGCACAUUAGAACGGCAAGCAGUGCAUCCAAGGAACCUGCUUAGUAGCUCGUUGCACUAUGCUGACCCCACUUUGCCCCACAAUGGGGAUUCCCUAUCCUUUGAUUUCUUUGAUGAAAAUUCUUAUCAAGGUCCGUUUUUAACACAACUCUGAAAGUAGAUGCAUGUAAAAUGGAUGUGUUUUGUUUUGGAUAUAUCUAUUAGCUGGCAACCAAUUUUUGCUUCCAAAGGUACCUCGGUUAAUUUGGGCCCAGUUCUGCAGGCUCAUAAACCAUGUGCAAUGUCAGGAGCAACAUUGUCCAUGGGGGUCUAUGGGAUGAGGUCGGGUACACGUGGGAAGGCCGAGUGUUGCCAGCAGAAGGGGCAAUUUGCACUAGAAUUGUUACUGUUCAAACCAGCUGUCCUUGAUCUCGGACAGAGUCUGUCUGCUUCAAAGGAGCUCAUGGCAGGGUCUGCACCUAUCUGUGUACUUAUGCACUUUAAUCUUUCUUUUUGUAAAAUAGUGCUAUGCUUUUAUUUUAGUUACCAAAAACAGAAUGUACAGGAUGGCCUUGUUGGCACAGAGGACCAACUAUCAUUUCCUGAAAUGUAAUGAGAGGGUUUUCAAUAUUCUUAUGUUUAGAAAGAUGCAAAUACAGUAUAAACUGCAUUAACAACUAGAAAGAUUAUUCUAUUAUGCAUCCAUCAGGUACUAUACAUAUACAUGCAUGUGCAUGCACAUACAUGUUGUAUCCAAAUGAUGUCAUUUCAGAACAUAAAAAGCCACAGAUCUUUAUUGCAAAUAAAGAAAAAUCUUCAUAGGUGUUACUGCCUGCAGACCAUGCUCAAGGGAAAACUUUCCCUGAAGAAAUUGGUCUAUAUAGUGCUUGUAGGAUUGAGACCAAGACUUGAUCCUGCUAUUAUGGCAAACAGUAGCAAGAGUCUCUGUGACCUCCGUGAGAGCAGAGUAAAUCCUUAUAUAACACCAGUAUGUGUAGCUACUUACAAAUGUGUAUAUAAACACACCAUGUUAAUUUUCCCUGAUUGGAUGAAUGGGGAAUAGUGUUGGGGCAGUACAUUUCCAUAUGAUGAAUGGAUUGAUUGGCUACAAUCAAACACAUUUAGCUCAGGGUGAAUGCAUCAAUCAAAGAAGGAAUAGAAAUUUUUUGGAGGUGAUUUUCAGUUGCUGAUAUUUUUAAUGUUUUUCCAAAAUAGUGAGAGAGAAAAGGUGUAAUUAGAUGGCUACUGUGCCGACCUGUGGUCAGGAAUUCAAUGCAUAGAAUAGCUUCUGGAAUGUGGUAAAGUGGGACAAAUGGCACAUUUCUUAUAAACAACAUUAAAAGAAAAAUCCGGCUCAGCCAGAUAAAAAAGAAAUCCAACUGCACAGAUCACAGAGAAAGAAGCUCUGUGGGAGUUGGACAGUUUCACCAGUACAAACCUUAAGUUUCUUGCAGCUGUCUGUUAUUUUCAGCAACCACGUAAAGGAAAAUUCCAUGUAAGACAGUGUAAUCACUGCAUCUAAUCACCAUCUAUAGUUUGUUAAAAACAAAGAAUUGAUAGUCAUUAAAAAAUAAAAGGCUUACCCCUCACUCUCCCCCACAGAUCAGAGAUGCUGAAACAGCUACAGAAAUUUUUCAGGAGUGUUUUAUUAAUUCAUUGUCUACAUCUAUAUUCCUGUUUAUCUAUCGUUUCAUAACUGAUUCCUGCAGCUUUCUCUAAGGAUGGGGUAUGGGACUGACUGGGAAUGUCACUUUAGCUAAGUGGGCUGCUGUAUUCAUAUCUGCUGACAACAGUUUGCUCUUUUGCUUUGACAGCGAUGUGUGAUGACAGCUCUUUAUUGAUAAGGCAGAGCAGAAGGUGCAGUGCAAUUGAAUCUGGGAAGUGAUAAGAGAGAAGGGAGGCAGCUUUGAGAAGAGGCUGUAAAGCAAAGGCAUAUGUGCUUAGAUUUUGCUUGAUGCCCUGCCAUCAUACAAGUUCCCCUAGAAUAUCCUCUGCGCUGUGGUGUAGGAUAAUCAGUGCUUACCCAGAGGAAUUAGCUGUUCAGGAACUUUAUUUUUAUAUCUUUAAAUUUAAAAAAACAGAUAUUUUUAUAUCUGUAAAUAAAAAAAAAUAAGUACUUGAUUUCUCAGAGUCAGAAUGACAAAGGGCAUUUGAUACCCAUGGCAGUCCACCAAACAUCAUCUUCAGCCUGUGGAUGAGUAGCACAGCAGUUGUUAGGAAAACCUAAUGCAACUCCAAGCCUCUCCAAAAGGAGACUAAGUAGGAAGUAGCUUUUAGUUUAUCCUGAGAUGCACUGCUCCAAACUACACUCAUCUGCUGAUGCAUGUCCACACCCGUGGGAUUGGUACGAGCUGUCUGUGUAACCUUGAGACAAAUCACCAGGGCUGAACUCUGCCUGCUGAGGGGAGGCUCAGGCCCACAGGCCCAUCAAGAGCACUGCAGUUCUGCUGCACAGAACAUGGGCUUCAAAGCCUGUCCAAAGAGAUGGUGCACACCCUUGGAGAUUAUCCCAGCCAUUCUCUCCUGUUGUAGACAGCCUAUGGCAAGUUAACCACGUACCACUGAUUGAGACACUGGGAGAGGGGAAGGAUAAAGCAGGCAGACUUCUAGGGGCCAGUGGCACAUCUCCUCACACAGUUCUGUCCUGGUCAGUGUGGGAGAGCAGCUGGAGACUGAGCUCACCUCUCUCUAACAGGUCAGACCCAGCAGCUCUUGGGACUUUAGGGGACUUCUUUAGUAUCCUGGCCUUUAUCGCCCCCCUUUAGCCCCCACUGCCAAGCACUGUCAUUGCAGCAGACAGGAUUAGACACAGCUUUGAUCUGACCUCCCCACAGCAUUCCUUAAAUAUUCAGGGGCAAGCACGUAUACUUGCCUGAAACAGCAAGAGGAAAUGUGUGGAGGCUGCAGCAUAUUAACAACCUGAAUAGAAAAUUCAUCUACUUGUACUUCAAGCAUGAGGUGGGAUAAAUAAGGCGGGUGCUAAACAGUAGCAGAUUGAGCCUGAGAGUGAGAGACAGCAAAUCUGGGUCCUCUUCUCAAUGCUCCCUGUGAGCUCGACCAAGUCAAAACCUCCUGCCAUCCGUGACACCCAGGUGUGCAAGGAAGGAAGAUGGGAAAUAAUAGUCAUUGCAUGUGGUGGCACUGUGUGGGAGCAGGGGAGUGGAGCUGUCCCACAGACUGCAUGGGUGAGGUCACCACUCACCUGGAGAGGAAGGUAACACACAAACACAAGGUUGCCCAGGUCUAAGGAAGCAGUUUCACACACAGACUAGCAACUUCAGCAGAGAAGAGACUCGGACAUUUCAGGGUAACAACUGCACAGCAUCUAUGGCGUGAGGCCAAAUCAGAGUGCUGCAAUGGUGUAUCACCAUCUCUCCCACCUCUGUUUCUUGUUCUUGUUACUCCCCUCUUUUUCCAGAGGUGAUUUAUCACUGCCAGGUAACUGAUUCCAAGUUUUUGAGUCUUUUUUCUAUUUUAUAUUUCAUGCAAUUAUAAAGCAUUUUCCUAACCCCCAGUUUAGGACUGUCCUUAUCCUUUUUCUCUGCAAAGCUUUAAGAAUAUUUGUGACCUAGAAGCCUGAUCCAUAAAGCUGCCAAGCACUGGAACCCUGGAGUCUUCACAGGAGUGCUCAGUACUUUGCAUGAUCAGCUCACGUGCAGGUAUUCAGUGACCAGGCAAGGGCUGGCUCUGGUACCACUGCACGUGCUGAACAGGCACUGGAAUCACGGGGAUUAUUUAUUGAGUGAGGCUUUGCAAUGAAGGCAAAAGGCUCAUUUCUGGCUGAUCCCAUUAAACUGUAAUGACCACAGAAACUUUGUGGGGACAGGCUUAUGUCAGCUUGAAGAACUGAUUUGAUCUUUAGGUACACAGAUAUACAUACCUGUAUCUAAUGGUAUUUUCUUAUGAUCUGAUAAAUCGUAGCACUUGUAAAAAUAUCGAGGGGGAGGUUCAAAUGACACAAAACCUCAUGUGACAAUAUUGCAUGCAGCUACAUUAACCAGUAACCACUCUAAAGUAUUAACCCAAUGCAUGCAGUAAUGCUACCUGAGCAUGGGUUUACAGAAUGCAUGCAGAAGGCCCACACAUAGGGUAUUUUCAAACUACUGAUUGAUAUCUUCUAUGGAAUAUUUUAAAAGUACUUUGCUUCUGCCAAACUCAAAUCUGACUUGUUCAUAUUAUUUGGAACAGGCUAGACCAAAAGCAGAGCCCUUUUAAAAUCCCAUCCUUAGAAAUCACUUUGUGUUGUGGAUUUCAUGUUUGCUUCAAGCGUUUAAUUAAUAACAGACAUCUGUAGUAACAGUUUUUGCAGACAUGUUUUAGUAUCCUCUCAAGAAUUAAAAAGCCAAAUUUGCACAGCUUUCACAGGGAAGCUGGGUGUUUGGAUUUUCACAUUUUCUUCUCUAGUCUAAACCACACAGCACAAACUAGAGAAAAAGAUUCCAAGAAUCAGUGAAAAAACCGUUGUCUCAGUCUGCACUCUCUUACCAUGGCCAGGCUUUUCAAACUUGCCCAGUAGCUCUGAAAACAGCUCAGUGUUCAAUGUCCUAUUUGAAAUAUGUAGAUGUAAAACUUCACAAGAUCUGAAUAUCUGCUACCUCCAGCUGAAACCUCAGCAUAUGGAGUUAAGCUAAUAAGCCAAAUUUAGAAAACCUGGGCCUGAAAAGGAGGACCCUGACAACACCAACAGAGCAACCAGGUGAUCCUAGGAACAUCCACAGAGCAUGGGCCUCCAGGACACAAAAGCCACCAUGGCAGAAAUAACAACUGAUGCAAUUAUUGGCAGACAUUGUCUGUUGGAGCCAGUGAGAAAUGGAGCAAAACGUAAAUCGGUUGUAGAUCUCUUUUGCCCAAACAUGCAUCUGCAAAAUGAGACAUAUUAGUUAUUUCGCAUGAACAACCUGCACAAUUGAAAAAAUGUGAUUUCUGGUCACCAGUGUUGUCAGCUUAGCAGUCUGUACAGUGAAUUUAUGUAAUAAAUGUUUAUAAUAUGCCAAGUAUUCACAGACUAAAACGAUAAGACAAAAUGCACUGCACGUUGUGAAAAAACUGGUGGAUAUGCAACACAGUAUUAUCUACUAUUCAAACCCUACCUAGGCUAGAAGUCAGAUUCCUUCAUUAUAGUUCUACUGGUUUUGGACUGGUGAAAUAAAUCAGAAAAAAGAAGUACCAGGCAUAAAGAGAUCACUGACACUUUGAACAAACCUAGGCAAAGUGAAAAACAGGCAUGUCACAGAAUCCAUGGGAAGUUUCAGAGCCUCAGCCCACAAAGUAACAGGCAUUCAACAAGGGAGAGAGACAGAAGGAAUCUAAAUUUUCCUAAAAUACGCUGUAACUUUACAAAUGCUUGCAUAUGUGACAGCCCAUUGAGCAAGCUUGCAUGGUCAAGACUUGAUGUGCUUUGAUCUUUUUUCCCCUUCUACAUUUACAGAAUGCCAUCAACAUUGGCUAAACCUUUAAUUUGAAUAGCCUUUUUAAUAUCAGUAAGCUAUUGUAAAUUCAGAAAAAUGAAAGAAAUUUAUAAAUAUAUUUUAUAUAUCAGAGUAUAACAUAUCUAGAGUAAAAUAAAACUAUAUAGUUUUGAGAGGCAUUCUGUGUGGCUUCCUCUAUAUGCUGUAAACUGUUUGAAAAAAAAACCUUUGCAAUCUCGCAUCAGUUCUUUUGGCUUUAUUUUUAAGCCAACAUACGGGAAAGAAGAGAUUAUAGGGUUGGCAGAUACUUUCACCCGGGCCAUCUGAAGAGCCCUGCUGCUGCCCAGACCUGCCCUGCUCCCUUCCCUCCCGGAGUGAGGGUGAAGUGCAGGCGCCAGGCCUGGCAGGGCGGGCGGUGGGUGCGGAGGUGGGAGCUCAGCCCGACACCUGAAUGUUUACAUUCCGUUACCAAGGCUCAUAUUGACCCAGAUUAAGAAUCUGAAUGUAAGAACAUAACGGGGUAAAAGAUCAGUUUCUUACUACAGGUAGCUCUGCCUCUGUAUACUUUAGUGCAUUAUCAGCUGUGUAUAAUAUUAAACACAGACCUUUAGUUUACUGAUGCUUUAAUUUGGUGUUUCCUUGCACUGCUGUUUAAAAAUAACCUAUUUCCUCAAAAAAAAAAAAAAAAAAAGAACGAUGUGCAUACUGGAUGUGUUAAAUUUAUUAAGGUCAUCGAUGACUAUUUGCAGAGCACCACACUUGAUGUAGUAUUUUUGUACUGUAAUGGAAGCAUGCCUUCCUUGGGUUCUUUUCCACAUAUUAAAUUGUAUUUAUUUACCUGUAUUUAUAACUGUGCGAUUUUUAAAUAUGUUUUAAAAAUAAACUUUGUCUGUGGCUUCAAA
This is a messenger RNA of Neopelma chrysocephalum (saffron-crested tyrant-manakin), 8897 nucleotides long. RefSeq names its product peroxisomal biogenesis factor 5 like (gene PEX5L). Gene Ontology annotation, cellular component: cytosol; peroxisomal membrane. Gene Ontology annotation, molecular function: protein binding. The record is from RefSeq and is a predicted model, not a curated record. Gene Ontology annotation, biological process: protein import into peroxisome matrix, docking. Bases 343 to 2274 code for a protein of 643 amino acids. NCBI's taxonomy places the organism in Eukaryota, Metazoa, Chordata, Aves, Passeriformes, Pipridae. The transcript has 16 exons.